GAAAAUGCUUAAUUUCAUUAUGCCGUUCAAAAUGUAUUUCAUGUUUAUUGUUUUCGAAUUUUAUUUUCAUUUGAAUAAAGACAAAUUUAUGUAUAGUAAUAACUAUUAAAAGUCUUGACGAGAUUGUAUUUCUUUAGCAGUACAUGUUAAAAAACUUGAGGCGCGCGUUAUUUUUUGGUUUUAGAUCUGCCUGCGCGAUCAAAAAAUUGAAUUAUGAAAAAGCUUCCCUCAAUAUUAUUCGACAUCGUACCAGUUCUUCUAAAAUGUUUCGCGUUUUAAACGUAGCUGAAAAAAAUGAUGCUGCAAAAAGUAUAGCUGAAAUUAUGUCUAAUGGCAGACUUCGAAGACGUGAGGGUCGUUCUGUUUAUAAUAAAAUAUAUGAAUUUGAAUAUAAUCUUUUUAACCAACGAUGCCAAAUGGUAAUGACUUCAGUUUCUGGCCAUCUGUUAAACUUAGAAUUCGCAGGAUCGUAUAGGAAGUGGCAGUGGUGCAACCCUGUUACAUUGUUUGAUGCUCCAGUGGUAAUAGAAUGUUUACAAGAUUAUCAACCAAUCAAGGCAACACUGGAAGCUGAAGCAAAGAAGUGUCAUUACCUCGUUAUUUGGACUGAUUGUGAUAGAGAAGGAGAAAAUAUUGGGUUUGAAAUUAUUGAUGUUUGCAAAAAAGUUCAACCAAGCUUAAAAGUAUUUCGUGCUAGGUUUUCUGAAAUUACAUCCCAGGCCAUUCACAGAGCAUGUGCUAAUCUUGGCCCCCCAGAUGAACGUAUGAAUGAUGCAGUGAAUGUCCGCAGGGAGCUUGAUUUAAGAAUAGGAGCAGCAUUUACCAGGUUUCAAACUCUGAGGCUGAAGAAAGUAUUUCCUGAUAUUCUUGGCAAUCAACUUAUUAGCUAUGGUAGCUGUCAGUUUCCGACUUUAGGAUUUGUUGUUGAAAGAUAUAAACAAGUUCAAGCAUUUAUACCAGAACCUUUCUGGAAACUUAAAGUAACACAUAAAAAGGAUGACACUGUUACUGAGUUCAGCUGGAAGCGAGGGCGUCUGUUUGAUCAUACAGCAUGUCUUGUCCUUUAUCAGAUGUGCUUAGAGGAACCCACUGCUCGUGUUGUUGAUAUAAAGAGCCGGAAUAAAAGCAAGUGGCGUCCGCAACCUUUGGAUACUGUGGAAUUUGAAAAACUGGUUUCUAGAAAAUUACGUAUUAAUGCAAAAGAAGCAAUGGCUGUAGCUGAGAAACUGUAUACUAAAGGUUUUAUCAGUUAUCCAAGGACAGAAACAAAAAUUUUUCCUAAGGAGUUGAAUCUUAUUGCAUUAGUUGAAAUGCAGUGUGAAGAUUCUAAUUGGGGAGCAUUUGCACUCCGUGUGAAAGAAUGGGGACCAGAUCCAAGGCAAGGCACUAAAACAGAUAAUGCACAUCCUCCUAUUCAUCCUACUAAAUACACCAAUACUUUGCAGGGAAAUGAAAAAACUAUUUAUGAAUUUGUUGUUCGACAUUUUCUUGCAUGUGUGUCCAAAGAUGCAGAGGGGCGAGAAACAACGAUAGAGAUUGAAAUAAAAGGUGAAAGGUUUGCUGUUAAUGGGCUGGUGAUCAUUGCAAGGAACUAUCUCGAUGUUUACCCAUAUGAGAGAUGGAAUGCAAAAGUUAUUGGAGAAUACAGUCCAAAUGAAGUUUUUCAGCCUUCUUCUAUAGAGAUGACUGAAGGAGAAACAAGUGCACCAGAACUACUAACAGAAGCUGAUCUUAUAGGACUGAUGGAAAAACAUGGAAUAG
Stegodyphus dumicola is the source of this 1761-nucleotide messenger RNA. RefSeq names its product topoisomerase 3-alpha (gene Top3alpha). Gene Ontology annotation, molecular function: DNA topoisomerase type I (single strand cut, ATP-independent) activity; DNA binding; zinc ion binding. Gene Ontology annotation, biological process: DNA topological change; DNA recombination; DNA repair. Gene Ontology annotation, cellular component: RecQ family helicase-topoisomerase III complex; nucleus; chromosome. The record is from RefSeq and is a predicted model, not a curated record. NCBI's taxonomy places the organism in Eukaryota, Metazoa, Arthropoda, Arachnida, Araneae, Eresidae.